UGUGUCUCAGUGUGUGUGUGUGUGUGUGUGUGUGUGUGUGUGUGUGUGCAGCCCUCACCAGGUUGGCUGUGUUAACGCUGAGGGCUUCCUGCUGCAUCCAUCUGCCCGAGUCACGGACGAGCGGCGGACGGUCGCUGCUCACCGCAGGUUUUUAAACGGAGACGGUGCCGCCGGUGGAGAUCGUCUCGCCCCCUCUCAGGACGACAAAGGGCAGCUCGUCAGUUUCGGCAGCCUCCAAUCAGACUCAUGACUGUUUGACGGGACACGGCCCCACCGUGGCCCAUGCACUGUACCCGUUUCCCUCCCUGUCCUCCUUACCCCUCAAGCUGACGCAGAACCCCAGGCACCUCCCCCCCCUCCCCCACCCCCACUCCCACCCGAUCCCCAGCGACUCGCCACCGCCGGCCAUGGCGCCCGGCACGGAGACCGUGCACUACAUCCACCUGCACAACUCCAGCCAGUCGGUGCUGGAAGCCCUGCGCACGCAGCGGCGCGAGGGCCUCUUCUGCGACGUGACCGUGCGGAUACACGACGCCUCACUGCGCGCCCACGCCUGCGUCCUGGCGGCCGGCAGCCCCUUCUUCCAGGACAAGCUGCUGCUGGGCCACUCGGAGAUCUCUGUGCCGCCGCUGGUGCCCGCCGAGACCGUGAAGCAGCUCGUGGAUUUCAUGUACAGCGGCUCGCUGGUGGUGCUGCAGUCGCAGGCCCUCUGCAUCCUCACCGCCGCCAGCAUCCUGCAGAUCAAGACGGUCAUCGACGAGUGCACCCAGAUAAUCUCUCAGAGGAAGGCGGCCGCAGGGGCGGCGGCGGCGGCGGCGGCAGCAGCGGCGGCGGCAGCAGCAGGCGGAGCGAUGCUGGGAGGAGUUCUCCCCAAACAGGAAGAGCGCGGUGGGGGCAAGGGGAGAGAGAGUGGCGGCAGUGCAAGCUGUUCUGUCGGCGGAGCGAGCGGCGGUGGGGGAUAUGCAAACUUCUCCAACUUCAUGGCUGAGUGCGCUGCGAGUAACAUGGGUGCGGGGUUGGGGGGUGCCAACGUCAGUGUCGCCGAAGGCGGCCCGGGCCCGAUGGAGCAAGCCAACGCCGUGAGUCUGAUGGCACUGGGCGACAUGGGCGCCGGCUCCAUGUGCGGCGACGGGAUGGGCUCCGCGGCCGGCGCCAUCCUCAUGAAGCAGAGCUCCAGCUGCACUCAGGACGUCCGGUACAAGCUCCGGGAUCUGCUGGCGCAGACGGCCAACGGCGCCAACGCCAGCAGCGCGGGUAACCUGUCGGCGGGCUGCAGCUCUGGCGUGGCCAGCGUGGACAGCAUCGGCAGGGACAGCCUGCGCGGCAACGCGACCGACCUCUCGGACGACCUGGUGGGGAUGGACCGGUACAGCGAGGAGGAAGACCUGGUGGACGGGCGAGAGCGGGGGAGAGACGUAGACCGAGACAGGGGGGCGAGCCACAGCCGCAAGCAGAGGCAGCCGCUGAGACUCCAGGUGCUGGGAGGAGAGGGAGUGGUGGUGAAAGACGAAGGGGUCCACGACACCGACGGCAACGUCUACACCUUGGAGGAGGCGAGGCGAGAUGGAGGGCAGGACGGCUCCCAGGAAUCCAUGGCAGGCUUCGGACAGGAUUUCUACGACGAGCAGGGCGUGUUCUCCGAGAGCUUCUGGCCCCAGAGCGAGCCUCCUCGGGCCAUGGCCUUCAACCCGAGAGGACGAGUCAACAAGCCUCUGACUCCGCCCCCGACCACGCAGUCCAUCAACAACCAGCUUCUGUUCCAGUAUCCGGUGAGCCAGUCACAGCCGGCGCCGUUCUACGUGGGCGGGCCAAUGGGCGGGAUUGAAAGCAUGGCGGCGGCGACGGAGCCCAGCCAGCCGGCCCCGCCCCCGGCGCCGAUGACCCCGGCCCCGCCUCCCUCCGCCUCCGGAGGUGGCCCCUCCCCUUCCUCCCAGGGAUCCGAGACCUCGUUCGACUGCACGCACUGUGGCAAAUCUUUACGUUCCAGGAAGAACUACAGCAAGCACAUGUUCAUCCACUCUGGUCAGAAACCUCAUCAGUGCUCCAUCUGCUGGCGCUCCUUCUCGCUGCGCGACUACCUCCUCAAACACAUGGUGGUGCACACCGGCGUCAGGGCCUUCCAGUGCUCCAUGUGCGGCAAGCGCUUCACCCAGAAGAGCUCGCUCAAUGUGCACAUGCGCACCCACCGUGCCGAGCGCACCUUCCAGUGCAACGUGUGCCACCGGGCCUUCACACACCGCACCUUGCUGGAGCGCCACGCCCUGCAGCACGCCCACCACAACCCCCAGGCGCAGGUACAAGGCCAGGGGCGUGGAGCCGACAUGACCUCACCUACCAAGCACAGCCCUCCGGCUCUGGGAGGGCCCUCAGGUAUGGCUGGCCCGGCUGGCAUGGUCGGCAGCAUGUCCAACAUGCCCAGCCACGGAGCUUCCUCCAACUAGAGAGAAGGAAGGGGAGAUGCGGGGAACAGGGGGAAGUUAGUGAGCCCAUUCCUUAUUUGGUCCUGACAGCCUUGUUGAUCUUUUGUUCUGGUGGGAACGGCGCUUAGAGGUUCCCCAUUGUUUUAGGUUAACACCACCUUCAAUCAGGGUUCCUACACACGGCCGUGAGGCCUUUUAAAGUUUGAAAAUCAUGUCAAUUUAUAAGGUGUUUUUGAAAUUGCACAAAAAUCAUGUAAAUGUUAGGGGAGGGGUAAAAUGUAGUUCCCUUUUACAAAAAAACCUUUUAAAUAGUUGUAACCCUACUGUCCUUUACUGUGUUGUGACAUUUGUUCCUGUGAUGACAAAUCAUAAGCUGUGGAGCAAACAAUCACGCGCCUUGUUGAAGAGCCAUUCAAAAGUCCAUCCAAAAAGUCAGAAAAUUUGUUGGAAAGAAAAUAAUGUGUAGGAACCCUGUUUCAAAGAAACCAGAGAGUCACCAAAGAGGUUAGGAAAAACAGGGCGGGUUUGGGAGUCGGUAAGUGGAGGGCGGGAUCGGGAUCGAAGGGGUCUACCCGAUGGAGGGUUUGGGUUGGGUGGGGGCGGGAGAACCUGGGUUAUACAGAGAUGCAAGUUAGGGAAAUAAGGUGGGAAAGGAUGGUUGGUUGGUGAGGCGAGGGAUUGCACUGUUGGAUUCACCUUCAAUUCACUUAAUUCAGGUUUGAGAGCUGGAGUUCCGUCGGUUCUGUUCAGUGUCGCAUCUUGAAGAGCAUCAAAUCAAAUGUGUGAACAAAACGGGCGACGGUUCGUGUUCUGGUAGCUUUGGCUUACUUUGCCCUUGUUAGCAUGUUUUGUCUAACUGUAAUGAUAGCUUGUCAUAAUGGCCAGAUUUGAACCGCGUUUCUGACCAAAUUUAUCUAGAACUAUUAGUCCCGGGAACUUAAGAGUUCUUUCAAGCCGUUGGUUUCCACCGCGGCCUAAUGACCCUGGAACAUUAAGCAUAUUCGCUUGUUGAUGUAUGGGAAAAAUUCACGCCCACAACAAGCUGUUCCACUCCAGUCCAGCAGGUGGCAGUAAUGCAAACGUAGAUAGAACAAUCUAUGAUGCUUUAUCAUGUAGCAACACUACAGCAACAGCACCGCUGUUGAUCGUGAUUUACUGCUUUGCGAGUGCAAUUUUUGUGUAAAUUGCGGAAUAAAAAUGCUGGCGUGCUCGACCAAUCAGGCAAGUUCAUCGCCCCAAGCCCAACGCCAAAGGCCCCUGUGAAGUCUCUUGACAAGCACUACCCCUCCCAGCAGGGGCCUGCUUAUGUAGACCCUGGUCCCUGCGGUGCAGUUUCUCCAAAGGUUCUAGCAAGACUUUGGUGACUAGACGACAGCUGGUGGAAAACAUCAUGGCAUCAAGUGAAGAUCUCAAAAUAUGCUUGCUCUUGGUGAAUUAAGUGAAUUGAAUCUGAAGGGAGCUUUCUUCAGGAGCAGAGCAGGGUGACCAAUACUGUUGUUGAUGAAUGAUUCGAUGAGGAAGGAAAGCGAGCGGAGAGGGGCUACGGCAGGGAGGGAGGGGGAGGCGGCGUGACGACGCACAGCAGCGUGAAUGAAAUUCACCAUCAUCCAUCAGACAGCUUUGUAACAUUUUCCACAGGCGCCACCGGUCGGCCCAGGAUCAUAUACCUCGAAACCAGGACGAGUCCCCCGGCGGCUCGGAGGGACACUACGUUCUCAUUUUGAAACAUUUGGGAAACAUUUCAGCAUGUUUUACACAAACACACACACACACACACACACACACGCAGAGAGACACACACACACACACACGCCUACAAUUACCUCGGUGGUCCAAAGACAGGCAUUAUGCUUCACAUCUUUUAAGCUACAUCGAAACGAAGAAACAGUGAAAACUAUAAAGCUACGAUAGAUCCAUUUUACUUUUUUUUGAAAGCUUACUAAAGUACUUCUGUGUGAAAUUCUUGUACAUCGCGAUAACGCUACGGUUUUGUUCCUUGUUGCUCAUGUGAUUCUCUGAUGCAGAAAUAAUACGGAAGAACAUUUAACAAAAACGAAGAAAAAAACCCCAUUUAAAGUGAAAGAGUCAUUCACAGGAAGUUAGACUUGGUGGAACAACGAUGACAAAUCAGUGACUUAUCAGGAUUUUUAUUGAGUGUUUGGUUGUGUUUGUCUUUUCGGGGGCUCUGGUUAUUAAUAAUAAUAAUAAAUGGGAAGUGUUUGUUGCUUAAAAAAAAAAAAAACUUUAAAAAAUAAAAGCUUUUCUCGCAGCAUUGUAUUAAAAGAAACACAACAAACAAAAAAAUCUUUUUUAAAAAACAUUUUAGUCAAACUAAAUUACUUAAUCAUGAAAAUGUACAAUCACCCCUACGAGUUUUGACAAAGUCAAACCGGUGAUAAUGAUAAUUAUCACAUUAAUAUUUAUUACAAUUUGAUCUCUAUGCACAAUUGAGUUUGCACAUCAUGUUACUUAGACCUAGAUGUAGUUGUCCCCCAAAGUAUUUGGCCUAAGAUUGUUUUUCUUUAGAUUAUUAUUUUUUUCUUUUACACCUAAAAGGUGAUUUUUGUGUUUGUUUUUUUAAACCCACCCUACGUGUCCCUGCUUUUUGCUCUUUUUCCUUAGUGUAUGUAAGUCGACGCAUUAUGAGAUAUCCAGCAGUUAACUUUGUCAGAGCCUUCUAAUUGACACGAGAGAGAGAAAGAAAAUUCACUUUAAUUGUUUUCAACUUAAAAGAGUGAAUCCAGCAUAAGACGGAGAUUCAAAUCCUUUUUCUGUCUGGACUUCACUAUAGAUCUCGACAUUAAAAAUGUCCCAUUUCAAUGUGGGGAAAAAAAUAUUUGAAAACCUGCUUAUGUGAGUGGAGCGGCCGACGGCCUCCUUCUAAUCUGCAGUGUUGUGGAUGAAGAGUUUUAAGAGAACUGCCCUUAACUCACAUACAUAUAUAAGCUAUAUAUAUACAUAUACUGUAUGUAUAUAUAUAUAUAUCAUUUUAUCGCCAAACCUUUGGUGCUUUGUUUUUUGUUCUUGGAAACUGUUACCUCAUUUGCCAGUCGCGACGCGGCACCGUGGCCUGGGUUUGGUAAAUAAGCAGAGUUGAGCUGUUUCAGAGGUUUGAUCCAUCCUCAGCAGUGGAAGUGGUUUGACGGUGCAUCUUGUCUGAGGCGGACCCUUGUACAGUACUGUAAUAUGUGUGCUACGAAGCCAUGUCAUUGCAUUGUAUCGUACUGUGUUAUGCCUUUUUUUGUUGUUGUUGUCUUUUGUUUUUAUCGGGAGGGAAGUUGGUAUAAUUGUCUUUUCUACAUUAAUAUUUCUUUUAACAGAUGUUAAAGACGAAGAAAAAGAGGAAGAAGAAGAAACUGUCAUUUUAUAAUAAAUUACAAAAAAAAAAUCACUUGUCAUGGUAAAACCGCAUCUUUUAUGUAUUAAAAAAAAGACUAAAGGCAUGAUUUUAACUUUUUUCUGAGAACUUAGAUGUCGUACUCGAUGAAUUAAUUGAAUUUUAAAAAUGAGUGAUUUCAAAGAUUUCUUUCUCCAAAUAAAAAAAGGCUUCUAUGGCUCCAGGCCA
Scophthalmus maximus (turbot) is the source of this 5985-nucleotide messenger RNA. RefSeq names its product zinc finger and BTB domain containing 45 (gene zbtb45). Gene Ontology annotation, cellular component: nucleus. The record is from RefSeq and is a predicted model, not a curated record. NCBI's taxonomy places the organism in Eukaryota, Metazoa, Chordata, Actinopteri, Pleuronectiformes, Scophthalmidae. Gene Ontology annotation, biological process: regulation of transcription by RNA polymerase II. The transcript has 6 exons. The coding region runs from base 408 to 2441 and encodes 677 amino acids. Gene Ontology annotation, molecular function: protein binding; DNA-binding transcription factor activity, RNA polymerase II-specific; RNA polymerase II cis-regulatory region sequence-specific DNA binding.